AUGAGAAGAUUUUACGAUCGCCUAUUCCUACCAUUCCUUACCCGCAAAUAUCUGUCGCUGAAUAUAUUUUUGGUCGUCUUAAGCAAUAUGAUAGCCGCAAAACUGUCCUUGUUGAUUGAUUGUCCUUCGGGUCGGAAACACAACUCACAACAAGUUUACGACCACUCGUAUAACAUUGCGGCCGCUUUUGUCUCAUUGGGUCUCCAGAAAGGAGAUGUGGUUUUAUUCAUAUCUCCAAACAGUGAUUAUUAUGCCAUCGCUUUGUUGGGAGUGAUGGCCGCCGGCGGUGUCUUCAGCGCCUGCAGAGAGAUCUUCAACGCUGUUGAGGACACGACCGCCAAGUAUUUGGUUUGUACUAAAGAAAACUUGGAGGACAUCAAGAAGAUUGCCGACAGUUUACCACAGAUUAGGUGUGACAUUGAUUUACCCAAACGAGUCAAUUGCGAGACAGAUAUGGCGGCACUUCUUCUGUCGUCGGGCUCUACCGGUCGUCCCAAACCUAUAAUCCGUAGCCAUAAGAACGUGAUUAAUCUGACCCAUCAGUACCAACACCCGGAGAUUUGGGGCUUAACCGACAAAAGUGUUCACUCGUGUCAAAACACUUUCUGCCAUUCAACACUUCUUAGGAAUCAUAUAACACCUCAUACUAUAUGUCCGCACGCGUUGAUAGCAGACCAUACAAUUAAGACUAUUGAUAACAAUGAUAUGAUCUUUAGCUGUAAUGGUAACGAUAGAUACAUCAAUGGAGUCCAUAUGAACGGACAAAUGUUAGGCGCUGCCAAUGGUGUCAUCAAUGUUGUCGAUGAGGUCCUUAUACCCGAUUCAGUGAAGAGUUUAUACGAAUUGGUGGACAAAAGGCAACAAUUGAGUUCAUUUAAGCGCACUUUAGACCAGUGCCCCGAAGAAGUGCUUGUGUUGGAAGAAUCAAAUCGAUCGUACAGUUUGUUUGCGCCAAACAAUUAUGCGUUUGAAAAACUGAAAUCAUAUCAAUUGGGAAACAUUUUAGAUAAUUGCAGACUAUUUGUCGAAAGCCAUUUGAUUCCUUACAGACUCACAACCAAAUCAAUUACCAAUAAUAAGACAAUUUACACGUUAGCAAAGAAUCGCUUCAUUAAUUGCACCAUUACUGCAAAGGGAAUUUCAGUUAAUUCAGCGCUAAUUAAAGAAUACGAUAUCGAAGGAGCGAAUGGUGUUUUGCAUAUCAUCGAUGAAGUGCUUAUAAUACCAUAG
Medioppia subpectinata is the source of this 1230-nucleotide messenger RNA. The record is from the annotation of a GenBank genome assembly. NCBI's taxonomy places the organism in Eukaryota, Metazoa, Arthropoda, Arachnida, Sarcoptiformes, Oppiidae.